Molecule: messenger RNA, 1444 nt
Organism: Vigna unguiculata (cowpea)
Lineage: Eukaryota; Viridiplantae; Streptophyta; Magnoliopsida; Fabales; Fabaceae
Product: alpha/beta hydrolase domain-containing protein VTE7-like
Molecular function (GO): catalytic activity
Source: RefSeq, a predicted model, not a curated record
AAGAGUGUUAAUGGAGUGAUAUCAGGGAUGAGAGUGAGGAUGAAGUGGCAGUUAUUUGACAGAACAUCGGACAUGACAGGUCUGUCAUACAUAUGCCACGUUCCUUCACCUUAGCCUCUUUCUCUGGUUUUUUCAAUUUCAGUUUUUUGCAAUGUUAUUCCUAUUGCCACCCAAGUUCCCUUCGCAAACGCGCUUGCCUUUUCCCUCUUCUCCCAAACUGAAGGUUGUGUCCGAAACCGAUGUCUUCCCUUCAUUUGUCCCUAAAGAAGUCCACAGAAUCAAAGACCCUUUUGCGAGAAGCCUUUCUAAACGGAUUCAGAGACUUCCCGUUUCUGUGAGGUUCUUGGAAGAUCCUAUCAUGAGUAGUUGUGUGAAGCCGAUGAUACAGAACAAGGAAAAUCCAGUUGUCCUACUUCAUGGCUUUGACAGCUCAUGUUUAGAAUGGAGAUACACAUAUCCAUUGCUUGAGGAAGCUGGUUAUGAGACAUGGGCAUUUGACAUUCUUGGUUGGGGUUUCUCUGAUCUAGAGAAACUUCCUUCAUGUGAUGUGGUGUCAAAGCGUGAUCAUUUUUAUCAGUUUUGGAAGUCCCACAUAAAAAAGGCAAUGAUAUUGGUUGGUCCAAGCCUUGGCUCUGCAGUUGCCAUUGAUUUUGCAGUCAAUUAUCCAGAAGCUGUGGAAAAGCUUGUUUUGAUUGAUGCUAGUGUGUAUGCAGAAGGAACAGGAAACCUAGCAACCUUACCUAGAGCAGCAGCCUAUGCUGGGCAGCUAGUAACAUCUGUGACACAGAAGCGUGGAAAACAAGUAACUAAGUGGGUCAAUUUGUGGAAUGGUAAACCAAUGGAGGAGGCAUAUGUAUUGAAGAGCACUCCAUUACGCUUAUAUGCUAACUUUUUGAGCUUUACAAACUUGUCUUUCGGUACUAGCCUCGAUUGGACUAAUGUGGGUCGCUUGCAUUGUUUAUUUCCAUGGUGGGAAGAUGCUACAGUUGAUUUUAUGACUAGUGGUGGUUAUAAUGUUGUCUCCCAGAUAAAAAAGGUAAAGCAGAAAACUCUAAUAAUUUGGGGGGAGAAUGACCGCAUAAUCAGCAAUAAGCUUGGUGUGCGACUGCAUUGUGAAUUACCUGAUGCCGUUAUACGCCAAAUACCCGAUUGUGGUCACCUCCCUCAUGUUGAAAGACCAGAUUCUGUAGUCAAACUCAUUGUUGAAUUUGUUCAGAGCAAGACCAAGACAGCAAAUGAAUGUGUUUCACCUUUGUGACAAGGAACCAUGUUUUGUUUUUCUAGUUGCAGUUUUUUUUUUUUCUCAGCUCUACUCCGAUACAAAAUACACACACCAUACCAUUCAUUUUGUGUCAUGUCUUCGAUGGUUCAUGCUCACUUUUAAGACAUCGAUUCUUUCCUGUAUCACGAUUUAAUGGUGUAGCAACUAUAUCCAUUACAUUCA